Messenger RNA from Anolis sagrei ordinatus, 3395 nucleotides. RefSeq names its product leukotriene B4 receptor (gene LTB4R). The record is from RefSeq and is a predicted model, not a curated record. Gene Ontology annotation, biological process: phospholipase C-activating G protein-coupled receptor signaling pathway; inflammatory response; complement receptor mediated signaling pathway. Lineage: Eukaryota; Metazoa; Chordata; Lepidosauria; Squamata; Anolidae. Gene Ontology annotation, cellular component: plasma membrane. Gene Ontology annotation, molecular function: leukotriene receptor activity; complement component C5a receptor activity.
CACAAACCAAACCACUUCCACUCCACCAACUCCUCAAGGGGUGAGGCAAAACUAGGGACAGGAUAAGUCUCGGGGUGCAGAAGGUUGGAGAACUCAGCACCAGGCAGAUUAAUUUGGAAGACCAGAAAGUACCUCUGUCACCGUGCAACAUUUGAUUGGACCAUGAAUAUUUCUAAGAAUGCAGCCCAGAAUAUAACCAGUUCAAUGGGUCCUCUCCCAGGAGCAACUGUAGGCCAGGUUGUCCUCUCACUCGCCUUCAUCCUGGGUCUCCCUGGCAAUGCUUUCGUCGUGUGGAGUGCAGGUUGCCUUGUCCGCAAGCGCACUGUCACCUGCCUUCUCAUCCUCCACUUGGCCAUAGCUGAUUUGAUUGUACUCCUCACAGCACCUAUCUUCCUCCGUUUUCUAAGUGUUGGCAGAUGGGAAAUGGGUGAAGUCAUCUGCCAGGCAUGCUAUUACAUCUGUGGAGUUAGCAUGUAUGCCAGUGUUUCCCUCAUCGCUCUCAUGAGCCUUGACCGCUGCUUGGCUAUCUCCUGGCCCUUUGUCUCCCAGAAGAUCCGCACAAGAAGUACCAUACGCAUUUUGGUUUCUGUUAUCUGGGUAGUUGGCUUUUUCUUGGCCAUCCCUGUACUCAUCUACCGAAGGGAGGUAAAUAUGGAUGGACGGCUCCUUUGUCAACUCAGCUACCCUGACCCCAAGUCCAAGCACCUGGUUUUCCACAAUCUCUUUGAAACCAUCACUGGGUUUGUUCUUCCUUUCAUUGCCAUAAUCUACAGCUACGGGACCAUAAACCGACGGCUGAAGGAGACACGGUUCCGCCGGAAGCGACGGACAAACCACCUCAUCAGUCUCAUUGUGUUAGCUUUUGCUCUUUUUUGGCUCCCGUACCAUGUGGUUAACCUUUUGGAUGUGGUUGGUGUCUGGAGCAAUUCCGAGGAGGUACAAAGGGCAGGAAACAUGGGUAGACCUACUUUGAUUGCCUUAGCCUUCUUUAGCAGUAGCGUCAACCCCAUCCUGUAUGCUUUCAGUGGUGGCUCCUUUAUCCGGUCCGCUGGCUUUGGCUUCAUGGCCAAGCUCUUUGAAGGGACAGCCUCUGAAAUGUCCAGCACCAGACAAGGCACCAUGCAAGGAAGUCAACAGCUUGGAAAUUCAAAGAUCAAACACUUAAAUCAUGAGAAUCCUGAAUUUCUGACUAUGUCUACUAACCCAACAACUGGUGGAUCAUCUCAAGAAGGUGGGGAUGCUUCCAAGCCCCUCCAGUCACCUUACAAACCCACUGAAGAGCAAUAUGAGCUUUGAACUCUGUAUGGUGAAAUGCUCUCUUUCUCUCACCAUAUGUCCUCUUUACAUCAAUAUUAUGUGAGAAAGGACAAUUCUGUUUUUCCAGCAAGCUCUGAAUUACCACCUCAUUCAAAAGAAUGGGUUACUUCACUGAACAUGCACAGUGCCUUUCACUACCAAGAUAUCAAAUCUUAGAGCAGCAAUUCUGUGUCAUGUUUUCUAAAUCAAAGCUUGAAAACCAGUCUGUGAACACUGGUGGUUCAGUACUGGAAUUCUAGCCUGACACAGGGGAGGAUUGGGUUCGAUUCCUGGUCAAUGCAACUUGGUAUAUGUGUGUGUAUUGUGUGUAUAUGACAGGAGGUUGGACUGGAAUGGCCUUUGUGGUACUGUCCAGCUCUAUGAUUCUAUGAUUUUAAAUUGAUCUUUUGGGACUUAAGUUGCAGGAUCAGGUAGCCAUGCUUUUUGAGGAUUUUGAAGUGGCAGUAACCCAGUCUUUAUUUCCCUUCCUUCCUUUCUGAAAUUCACCCACAAGCUCUGAGUUAGCAGGAGCGCUUAGAUAUCUUUUGCUGUUUCAUUUUAGUUUGUAAACACCACUUUGGGCCCCAAAUUCUGAGAGCAAACUGUUACAAAUAAAUAAUAAUCUCUUUUUCUACAAUAGUGGUUCCUAACCUUUCUAAUGCCGCAACCCCAUUAUUCCCUUUCCUCAUGUUGUGGUGACACCCAAACACAAAAUUAUUUUCGUUGCUGUAUUGUCGAAGGCUUUCAUGGCCAGAAGAACUAGGUUGCUGUGGGUUUUUUCGGGCUAUAGAACAUGGCCAUAUAGCCCGAAAAAACCUACAACAACCCACUAUUUUCAUUGCUACUUCAUAACUGCAGUGUUGCUACUGUUAUGAAUCGUAAUGUAAAUAACGGAUAUGCAGGAUGUAUUUGGGGCAGAGGGUGAUUUUGUCAUUUGGGAGUUGCAGUUGCUGGGAUUCAUAGUUAACCUACAAUCAAAGAACACUCUGAACUCUACCAAUGAUGGAAUUGAACCAAACUUGGGACACAGAAUUCCCAUGACCAACAGAAAAUACUUCAUAAUUGUAAUUUUGCUACUAUUAUGAAUUGUAAUGUAAAUAUCUGAUAUGCAAGAUGUAUUUUCAUUGAUUGCACCAAAUUUGGCACAAAUACCCAAUAUGCCCAAAUUUGAAUACUAGUGGGGUUGGAGAGAGGAUUUUGUCACUUAGGAGUAGUAGUUGCUGGGAUUUAUAGUUCACUUACAAUCAAAGAGCACUCUAAACUCCACCAACGAUGGAAUUGAACCAAACUUGGCACACAGAACUCCCAUGACAAACAGAAAAUACUGGAAGGAUUUGGUGGGCAUUGAUCUUGAGUUCGGAGUUAUAGUUUACCUACAUCCACACAGCAUUGUGGACUCAAACAAUAAUGGAUCUGGACCAAACUUGGCACGAAUACUCAAUAUGCCCAAAUGUGAACACUUGUGGAGUUUGGGGGAAAAUAGACAUUUGGGAGUUCUAGUUGCUGGGAUUUAUAGUUCACCUACAAUCAAAGAGUAUCCCAAUGAUAGAACUGGGCCAAACCUCCCACACGGAACCCCCAUGACCAACAGAAAAUACUGUGUUUUCUGGUUGUCUUUGGUGACCCCUCUGACACCCCCUUGUGACCCUUCCAUGGGUCCCAACCCCCAGGUUGAGAAACACUGUUCUAGAAGAAAACAAACUGUAUUUUUUGGAUAAGGCAAAGAGAAGAUAAGAGCAUCUACCUAUAAUCCACCCUCACACACCUUAAAUUUCCUUUCAGCUCUUUUCAUUCAUUUUUUGGAUCUAUUUUAUUCUCAAGAGGUGUUUAAUAUUGAUGGCUACUGAUAACAUACAGAGUUAUAAAAAGAAGAGAAGGAGAAGAGAAGGUGGUGAGCAUUUGUGGGAAACAGUAAAGACUGACAAAAAAAAUGUAUUAUCUCCAUUCUCUUCCAUCCUUUCCCAUUCAACUUACUUUGCUCCAAAGAUACUUAUAGAGAUGGCCUCACCACUAGGUAAUGUGAGAUAGUCACUUUAGGCAGCAGGUAUUUGAAGGUAGAAUGAAAGUAUUUGAGAUGAACGCUGUGUGAAGAUUCCACU